AUGAAGGAAUCAGACUUGCCACCACAGUGCAAAAUAAUGUUGCCCCAGAGAUCCUACGCGGAUCCCAAAUAUUACUUCAACACCAAGACCCCCAGGGCGGCCAGAUGGUUCAACAGCAACCGCGACGUCGACAAUCUGACCACCCUGGGCGAGACCGAGACCGAAGCCUCACUACCGAAACCUCGAGUUUUCACCAGUGGAGCCUGUGUUCUCUCAAGCCUGCGACCCCGGCUUGCGAAUCACACAGACUCAACCGAAGAAAUCUCGACCUUUUCACCAGUGGAGCCCGUGUUCUCCCAAGCCUGCGACCCCGGCUUGCGAGUGAACAUGGCCAUGGGAGCUCGUGACUCCGAGGCCUGCGAUCCCGGCCUUACCCUCAAGUCUUGCAAGCAUCGAAUCGAACGAAUCGGGCGAAUCGAAGGAUAA
Molecule: messenger RNA, 426 nt
Organism: Exophiala oligosperma
Lineage: Eukaryota; Fungi; Ascomycota; Eurotiomycetes; Chaetothyriales; Herpotrichiellaceae
Exons: 2
Coding region: 1-426 (141 amino acids)
Source: RefSeq, a predicted model, not a curated record